This is a messenger RNA of Platichthys flesus (European flounder), 3820 nucleotides long. It is a transcript of the gene niban1a, whose product is annotated as niban apoptosis regulator 1a. The record is from RefSeq and is a predicted model, not a curated record. NCBI's taxonomy places the organism in Eukaryota, Metazoa, Chordata, Actinopteri, Pleuronectiformes, Pleuronectidae. The coding region runs from base 60 to 3092 and encodes 1010 amino acids. The transcript has 14 exons.
GCCGGGGCUUGUACCUGCGCGCUGACCCGACCUGAGGCUCGUCUCCCGGCUGCAGCACCAUGGGGAUCUCCGCCUCCAGUCUGCUGGACGACCACAGGUCCACCUUCAUCACAGGCCAGGCUGAGGCUGAGCUGAAGGAGUUCAGUCCGUACUACAGGAAGCAGUUCUCCGUGGCUCGGUUGUCUCAGGUGGAAGACGAGCUGGAGCAGCAGAAGGCGUCAACGACUCAGCUGCUCAGACAGAGGGAGGCUCCUGAGGCGGGGGAGGUUCUGUACGAGGAGGAAGUCCUUUACUUUGACGACGCCAGGAAGUGGAGGGAGAGGUACGUGGUGGUGAGAGCCAACUACUGCCUGGAGUGUCACGAGAGCCUGGAGACUUUUGUCAAAGGAGUUGCUCCGCGACAGAAGCUGCUGCCCACAGGGGGCACUGUUCUGACCACAGAGGAGAGGUACAUGUCCAUGGUGGACAAGUGUUUUCCUGACAAGACCAGCGUGAAGGAGGACUUUGCUCCGCCCCUGUCGGGGAUGCCGGGUCAGUUCCCAGUUUACCUGCGUCUGCCGUACAGGAGAGACUCGUACUUCUGCUUCAGGCAGCAGGCGAAGCAGGAAGCCUUCCUGUCCAUCCUGUCCGACUGCAUCAGACACCAGAACCAAGACUUCCUGAAGAAGAAGACGUGUGAGGUCCAGGCCUUCCUCAAAGCCAUGCAGCUCUACAGACAGGACAAGGGGCGGUACGAGGGGUGGGACAUGCUGAUAGGAAGUGAUGUCAGGGUGAUGUCGAAUGUGGUGAUGGAGCAGCUGCUCCCGUCCCUGGAGAAAGACUUGCUGCCUGGUCUCAAAGCCAAGAAGACGGAGAAGAAGAGAGUUUGGUUCGCUACGGUGGAGGCGGCCUACGUCCUGGUCCAGGAGCAUCUUCUGAAGGGACUGUCGGUGCUGAAGGAGGAAUGUCGGACGUCGGUGCGGCAGCAGGAAGUUCUGAUCCACUCCGACAUGGACCAGAUCCUCAGCUCCAGGCGUCAGCUGGGGGAGAAAGUCCAAGCCAAAGUGUCGGAGGCGGCGGAGAAGCUGUGCUCGGAGUCGGUCCAGCCGUACCUGGGCUCCGUCCUGGAGGAGCUGAUGGAGCCAAUCAGCUCGGGGUUCCAGGAGGGACGGCAGCUGAGCGAGAACAUGAUGGACAGGUGUCAGGACGUCCUGCUGGGAGAAGACAAAGAGGAACUGAAGAGGGUUCUCUUCGUCAUGUCGAGACCCAACCUGCUGAGCUGCUACCAGAAGAUCAGCUCCCUGCAGGAGAAGCUGAAGCACCUGCAGGACCGCUUCUCCUUCUCCAACAUCCCAGGAGUGAUCCACAGCGCCCAGAUCGACCUGCAGCUGCUGAUGGAGAACGCAGCCUACACGUUCGAGCAGCUGCUGCACAAGGCCGUGCAGGACCACCCCGACAACCCGGUCCACGCCGGCUCCGCCCUGGAGAAGUCCAAACACCGAGUGCUGAAGCAAUACGACUACGACAGCAGCACAGUGAGGAAGAGGAUCUUCCAGGAGACGCUCGUCUCCAUCACGCUGCCCUUCCUCAAGAAGAGCCUGGCCCCCACCUGCAGGACUGAGCUUCAGGACCUGGAACAGCUCAUCGACCCCGACCACUCCAGCUUCAUCCACGUGGAGAACGUUUAUGAGAGCAUCCUCCUCCAGACGCUGGACCAGGAGGUCACCAAAGUGGUGAAGGAGGCGGCGAGCCUGAAGAAGUACAACCUGUUCACGGAGAGCCGGGACCUGGUCAGCCGCUCCAGCCGCUCCAGCCUCUCCUCCCCGGCCGUCUCCACGCCCGGCAGCCCCGCCAUGUCGCUGGCCUCCCCCGCCCGAAGCAGCUCUGAGCCGCCGCCGCCCUCUCCUCUAGCGUUCAACGGGCUGUCCUCCAUCCCCCAGAGGGACGGGAAGGAGGAGGCAGAGACAGACGCGCCGCAGAGCGCGGCCUUGACGGACGUGACGCUGACCGAGACGCCUCUGGACCGAGUCGCUCAGAGUGAGAAGGAGACACCUGCACCCAGAGCAGAGGAGGUCCAGACUGUGAAGGCAGCAGCAGACGUCCCCGUCCAACCUGAGACGACAGCUUUAAAAGACACAAGCGCUCAGAAUGAGACACAAGACGUCCGAGUGGCAGCGGCUCCAGAGACUGUGAUCCCAGAGGAAGUGAUUUCUGUCCAGACUCAGAAAGUGGAGACGGCUGCUGAGCCGAGGAGCACAGAUGUUCCAGAAGAAGCAGGAGCAGCUGCAGAACGUUCAAAGACAGAUGUUGAAGAAGAAGCUGCACAAACAGAAGCUGCUGAAGCAGAACCUGCCUCAGAGGGAAGUGAGGCCGACGCACUGAGCCCGAGCUCACCGGCCCCGUUAGAGGCGCCCCCUGGUGGGGGGGCAGCUGCAGACCCACCUGGAGACGUCAUCCUGGCCAUGUUGAGAAAUGAGGCAAAACCAGUCACUUUCUCAGAAACCAACUCUCUGCACGUGUCAGUCGGCAGCGAGUCCCCGCCCUCAGAGGUGGAGUCCACAGAGGACGUCAAAGCAGAGCAGAGCAGCGGGGACGAGGGCUCAACCACCUCCGAUGUCCCGGAGGACGACCACAGUCCCUCACCUGUGAGCUCCGAGGACGCCCCCGAGGCCACGAGCACCGAGACCCAGACAGAGGCAACUGGUGCUCCGCCCUCGGAGCCUGUCCCAGAGGGGGCCCCUGUCCUAGAGACGGUCCCUGUUCCAGAGGAGACCCCUGUCCCAGAGACGGUCCCUGUCCCAGAAGAGACUCCUGUCGUAGAGAUGGUCCCUGUCGUAGAGAUGGUCCCUGUCCCAGAGAUGGUCCCUGUCCCAGAGAUGGUCCCUGUCCCAGAGGGGGCCCCUGUCCCAGAGACGGUCCCUCUGGAAGAGAUGGUCCCUGUUGCAGAGACGGCUCCUGUCGCAGAGAAGGUCCUUGUCCCAGAGGAGGCUCCAUCCAGCCCCGGAGCUCGAGCGCUGGACUGCAUCAAGGACAUCCGGGACCUGGUGGUGGAGGUGAUCGACGUGGAGGAGCUGGUGCAGCUUUACCCCAGCGGGAUUCCAAAAGAAGAAUAAAAGACCUGGACCCGUCAGGUCUACCUACCGUCAGGUCGACCGUGACUCUUCAGACAGACCUGAACAUCUGCUCCACAUCCAGGAACCGUCCACAAAUGCAUGAAAUUGAGUUAUUAUUUUAGCACAAAACUGUUUUUAGAAAACUUUAGAUUUAGACAUUUUUAUGACAGAAGAUGUGAAUUAAAUUCUGAGUUUAUUUUAAAGGAACGUUCAGGUUCUUCUUUCUGAGAAUCUCCUGAGUUCUCACAGACGAGGAACCAGGCUGACCUGCCUGACUCCGUCUUCCUCACCCGACUGAGCAGAUCAGUUCAGAGACAGAUUAGUGUCACACUUUGAUUUGUUACUUGUUUAAAAAUAUAAUGAUUUUAAUAUAUUUGACCUUGUGAUCUAAAUCCAGCUGCUCAUUGAUCUUCGUUGUGAUUUUUUUUCUUGAGCUACUGAAGGAUUUUAUUUUCUGAUCUAAAAGAAUCAAGGUCUCAAAGUGCCUCCGUGUCCAUGAUGUCCUCACGUGCCUUAACCGUCAUGAAGAAGAAAGGAGGCGUGUCCCGGGCCUGUCCCCGUAGAGAACGCUGAGACCACGGUGGAGGUUCAGGGACGACUUGACCUUCAACUGUUCACACGAAUGUUUAAUCUGUAGCAAAGUCUGUAGGUGUCAACUCUGGUUUGGAUUUUGAAGCAGCAGAAAUAAUAAAAGGUUUAAUUUGCCAAUAAAACAAAAAUAAUGUGAA